GCUUUCAGCCAGAUCUGAUUUGAGGAACGCGAUAUCCACCCCGACCGUCUCGCAGGAAUGGCCGUCGAUCCACCUUUCCAUCAAUACUGAUCCUUUCCCUCUCUCCGAUCGCUUCUUCUUCUUCUUGCCUCCCACCCCCUCCUUGGAGACAUGGACAUGGCCGGCGAGUCGCCUUCAUCGCUGGCCAACGGUGACUCCUCCGCCGCCUCCACCCCCGCCGAGGUGGUGGCGGCGGUGGCGCCGCCCUCCUCGAGGAUGUUCCAGCUCGCUGAGUCGCUCAAGCUCGAGCACCAGUUCCUCCGCGCCCCCCUGGAGCAAUUCAAGAAGACGAUCCGCUCCCACCACCGCUACGCCGAGAAGGAGAUCUCCGCCGUGCUCUCCAGCGUCGCCGAUUCUGCCGACCGCUCCGACGCCAUGUCCCGGGAGGACGCCGCCGACCACCUCAGAUCCCUCGUCUCCCGCCUCCAGGGCCUCAAGCGCAAGUUGGAAGAGGGGAGUAAGACCGAGAAGUUGCAGGCCCAGAGAUGCCGGGCUCGGCUGGACCACUUGGAUUCAAUUGAUGCCGAUAACUUGACGGAGUGGAGCAACACGAGGUUGAAGCGCAUCCUUGUUGACUACAUGCUGCGGAUGUCGUACUACGAUGCCGCCAAGAAGCUUGCAGAGACGAGCAACAUUCAGGAUCUUGUUGAUAUUGAUAUCUUCCUUGAUGCAAAAAAGGUAAUUGAUUCUCUCCAAAAUAAGGAGGUAGGUCCUGCUCUUGCCUGGUGUGCGGAGAACAAGUCCAGGUUGAAAAAUCAAAGGUAUAGUAAGCUUGAGUUUCAAUUGAGGCUUCAGGAGUUCAUAGAGUUGGUAAGAGCUGACAACUACUUGCGGGCUAUACAAUGUGCUCGGAAGUAUCUUGCACCCUGGGGAGCGACUUAUAUGAAAGAAUUGCAGUGUGUCAUGGCAACCUUGGCUUUUAGGAGCAAUACCGAGUGUCCCACUUACAAGGUUCUUUUUGAGCCAAUGCAAUGGGUGUAUCUGGUGGAGCAGUUCAAGCAGGAAUUCUGUAGAUUGUUUGGCAUGACCCUUGAACCUUUGCUGAAUAUCUAUUUACAAGCAGGAUUGUCAGCCCUGAAGACUCCAUUUUGUUUUGAAGAGGGUUGCACCAAAGAAGACCCACUAUCGCAUGAGGGCUUCCGCAAAUUAGCGGCACCGUUGCCAUUCUCGAAGCAGCACCAUUCUAAGCUUGUUUGCUACAUAACUAAAGAGCUGAUGGACACAGAGAACCCUCCACUUGUUUUGCCUAAUGGUUAUGUAUAUAGCACUAAAGCUCUUGAAGAAAUGGCCAGCAAAAAUGAUGGCAAAGUUACCUGUCCCAGAACCGGUGAAGCUUUCAAUUUCUGUGAGCUUGUCAAGGUGUACAUUUCAUAACUCAGCUUGCCAUUGUGCGGUGCAGCUGAAGCUGGCUUGUUCUGUGGCUCACGGGCACUGCAACUAAACAGCAAGGUGAUUGUAUGUACUCCAUACAAGAUGUCAAGAUGAGUCAAGCAGCUAGAUGAAUAUCUUAGUGCAUUUGGAUAUAUUCUUUGUUCGGAGAAAACAAAAAUGAGUGACUAAAAAAGGGGAAGAAAAAGGAAGAGAUGAAUGUUCUUUUCUUUUUCAAAAAUCUUUCAGGACAUCUGGAAUCUACUUGAUGUGAGUUCUUUUUAGGGGUGGGGUGGGGCAGGGUCCCAAGGGUCACGUAAUUCGGGCUUGUGGUCGGGUCUGGAUCAAGCUUGAACGUUACAUGGGACCAAGGCCUCGAACCAUAUUUGCAUCCAUAUUUUUGUGUCCUGAAUUAGAUAGGUACUGGGUGUCUGGAUGAAAACAUUAAUCUUGCAAUAAUUCUGAUAUCUGGGUCAGGUACAUUAUAUUACAAACAUUUCUGAAGGCGCUGCUGGUGAAGUCCUAGGCUUGCGCGUAUCCUUGGUUAAUCUGGACCAGCAGGCAAGGUUUUAUUGACCUACUGAGGUUAGACCUAAAGCCUCUAAUGACAGAGGGGUGAAUCUGACUUGAACUUAGAGUAUUAAAAUGUCAAGCCAGAAGUGAGGCUGAUUAAGGUGUGAACCUUGAUGCUGUUGGGAGGCAUCAGUUGUGCUUGUUUAGUUUAUAUAAUUGUAAACUAGUUCACAAGAUUUGUCUUUCUGUGGAAACACAUACUAUGGUUCUAGAUUGACUAUGCUGAUCAAGUGGAUGAGUCAGGCAUAUGGGGUAGUCCAAAUGGAAAGGAAGGGGAAUUGAGUGACCUAUUUUCGAUUCGAAGGUACAUGUAAAAACCUGAAAGAAUUUUCGACGCAAUUUCCCCUGGAGACAGCUGAACCCUCAAGGGAAUAUAACAAAAUCUUUUCUUAUAACAGCAGUUGUUUUAUUUUAUUU
Messenger RNA from Phoenix dactylifera (date palm), 2397 nucleotides. The record is from RefSeq and is a predicted model, not a curated record. Lineage: Eukaryota; Viridiplantae; Streptophyta; Magnoliopsida; Arecales; Arecaceae.